UGUGUGUGACAGGCAUUGUGUGUGUGACAGGCAUUCUGUGUGUGACAGGCAUUCUGUGUGUGUGACAGGCAUUCUGUGUGUGACAGGCAUUCUGUGUGUACUGUUCUGUUCUGUUGUAGGUACCAUUGACUUAACCUUUUAUCAUCCUAAGUGGAAGAGGACACGCUCUCCCCACGAUGACCAAUGAGACCCCAGCUGACCCCUACAUCUUCACCACUGACCUCCUGCCCCUUGACCCUCGCUUCCUUCCUCCGCUGGCCAAUGGGCUGCUGGGUUGGAGGGUGUACGGUGACAUCAUGCACAUGGGUGGAGUCUAUAACGGCGAGGGCGGGGACUGUCACCGUGCCAAUCUCCCCUGUCCUCUGGCUGUGAGGAUGGAUCUAGAUGAGGUGGAUAAGGCAGGGCAUCUGCAACACUCCUACAGUCUAGACACACACACAGGUAUAUUCACCCACUCUCUGAGGACAGUUAGUGUUAUUGCCUCCCAGUCUCUCUACACCCAUCGACACCAUCCCAACCUCUUGGUCAUGGAGGUCCUGAUGAUUCGUCAGGGCACCUCCCGGGAGCCAAUCACAAUCAAGCUGGACAGUAGGUUCACGCCUCAAAGCGAUGACAUAGUGUUCCAUUCUGAACCGGACUACAAAGGAGCCAGUUACAUCCAGGGCCAGACCACCACGGCUGAGGUCGCUGGUGGCGUCUGUCCCAGCAUCCACAUGAUCUGGACCCCCAUCACCCCUUCCCUUACCGUGCUGCCCGACCAGGCCCAGUCCCGCUGGGGGUUCGUGGUGGCGGUGGCGGGCAGUCAGGACAGCGUACAGGCUCACUACGACACAGCUCUGGAGCUGAUGGCCAAUGGGAACCUUCGUCCCUCGCACCUCCGGGCGUGGGAGGAGCUGUGGGCGGGCAGCACCCUGGAGCUGACUGGUCCAGACGACCUGAGCAGGGCUCUGAUUGGCUGCAUGUUCUACCUGCUCAGUGCCUUCCCUUCGUUGCACGAGGCGCCCGGUCAUUUCGGCGGCGUCAGUCCUGGAGGACUGUCUAACGGGGGCUCAGGGCAGGACUACUGGGGACACGUGUUCUGGGACCAGGACACUUGGAUGUACCCCAGUAUUGGUCUCUUCUACCCUCAGUUAGCACGGGCCGUGCUUGAGUACCGGGUGAGGACAGUAGAUGGCGCUAAGGACAAUGCUGAGAAGCAAGGCUACAAGGGACUAAAGUUCCCGUGGGAAAGUGCUGUGUCAGGGAGGGAGGUGUGUCCUGAAGAUAUAUACGGACAACAAGAGAUCCACAUCAACGGAGACGUUACUCUGGCCUUCCAGCACUACCUCUACCUCACACAGGACAUGUCUGUGUUCACAGAGGGGCGUGGCAGCGAAGUGAUUUGGGGCGUGGCUGAUUACUGGGUUUCCAGAGUAACCUGGAGCGCUGAAGAACAGAACUACCACAUCUUAGGUGUCAUGCCCCCCGAUGAGUAUUACUACAACGUCAACAACUCGGUGUACACAAACACUGUGGCCAAGUUCAGUCUGGAGUUCGCUGUGGAGUUGGCUGCCCUGCUGAAGUACCCUGCUCCUCGGGAGUGGCAGCAGGUAGCAGACAAGAUCAAAAUCCCUUUCGAUCAGAAGCAGAAAUAUCAUCCUGAAUUUGACGGCUACAAAAAAGGACAAUUCGUGAAGCAGGCUGACACAGUGAUGCUAGGCUAUCCCCUGUGUCUACCUAUGACCCCUGAGGUCAGGAGAAAUGACCUGGAGUUCUACGAGGCUGUCACAGACCCUGGUGGUCCAGCUAUGACAUGGGGUAUGUUUGCAGUGGGCUGGCUGGAGCUGGGGGAGGUAGAGAAGGCUGGACAUCUACUCCAGAAGUGUUUCAAAAAUAUCCAGGGACCAUUCCAGGUAUGGAGUGAAUCGUCUGAUGGUUCUGGGGCGGUGAACUUUCUCACUGGUAUGGGAGGAUUCCUGCAGGCUGUUCUGUUUGGCUACACUGGAUUCAGAGUACAGAAGGAUUGUCUGGCCUUCGCCCCUUCCAUCCCUGAUGACAUCACUCAGCUGUGUAUCCGGGGGGUCAGUUACCUGGGCAACAAGAUGGACUGGCUGGUGAGGGGACAGGAAGUUUACAUCAUACUGAGAGAGGGAGCAAAGCAUGCUGGGAAUACCAAACCCUGCGCUCUGCAGGUGGUCCUCAAGAACUCCGGGACCAAGAUCCCUCUUAUACCAGGAAAACCAGUGACUUUCCCACGGGAGUCUGGAAUGAUCUGUAAAGUGGAUGGUGCCUUAUCCUGCUGGCCCAUGUGAGGGCCAUCCCUGUCAAACCCCAUCGCCUUCUAUCUACUGUAGCUUCUAUCUAAUGUACCUUCUAUCUACUGUACCUUCUACUGUACCUUCUAUCUACAGUACAUUACCUUCCAUCUACUGUACCUUCUAUCUACUGUACCUUCUAUCUACUGUACCUUCUAUCUACUGUACCUUCUAUCUGCUGUACCUUCUAUCUGCUGUACCUUCUAUCUACUGUACCUUCUAUCUACAGUACAUUACCUUCCAUCUACUGUACCUUCCAUCUACAGUACAUUACCUUCCAUCUACUGUACCUUCCAUCUACUGUACCUUCCAUCUACUGUACCUUCCAUCUACUGUACCUUCCAUCUACUGUACCUUCCAUCUACUGUACCUUCUCUUCCAUCUACUGUACCUUCUAUCUACUGUACCUUCUAUCUACUGUACCUUCUAUCUACUGUACUUUCUAUCUACUGUACCUUCUAUCUACAGUACAUUACCUUCCAUCUACUGUACCUUCUAUCUACAGUACAUUACCUUCCAUCUACAGUACCUUCCAUCUACAGUACCUUCCAUCUACAGUACCUUCCAUCUACUGUACCUUCCAUCUACUGUACCUUCCAUCUACUGUACCUUCCAUCUACUGUACCUUCCAUCUACUGUACCUUCCAUCUACUGUACCUUCCAUCUACUGUACCUUCUACUGUACCUUCCAUCUACUGUACCUUCUACUGUACCUUCUAUCUACUGUACCUUCUAUCUACAGUACAUUACCUCUUAUCUACUGUACCUUCUAUCUACAGUACAUUACCUUCUAUCUACAGUACAUUACCUCUUAUCUACUGUACCUUCCAUCUACUGUACCUUCUAUCUACUGUACCUUCUAUCUAAUGUACCUUCUCUACUGUACCUUCUAUCUACUGUACAUUCUCUUCCAUCUACUGUACCUUCUACUGUACCUUCUAUCUACUGUACCUUCCAUCUACAGUACCUUCCAUCUACAGUACCUUCUAUCUACAGUACCUUCCAUCUACUGUACCUUCUAUCUACUGUACCUUCCAUCUACUGUACCUUCCAUCUACUGUACCUUCUAUCUACUGUACCUUCUAUCUACUGUACAUUACCUUCUAUCUACAGUACAUUACCUUCCAUCUACAUUACCUUCCAUCUACAGUACCUUCCAUCUACAGUACCUUCCAUCUACAGUACCUUCCAUCUACUGUACCUUCCAUCUACAGUACCUUCCAUCUACUGUACCUUCUAUCUACUGUACCUUCUAUCUACUGUACCUUCUAUCUAAUGUACCUUCUCUACUGUACCUUCUAUCUACUGUACCUUCUAUCUACAGUACAUUACCUUCCAUCUACUGUACCUUCUAUCUACUGUACCUUCUAUCUAAUGUACCUUCUCUACUGUACCUUCUAUCUACUGUACCUUCUAUCUACAGUACAUUACCUUCCAUCUACUGUACCUUCUAUCUACUGUACCUUCUAUCUACUGUACCUUCUAUCUACAGUACAGUACCUUCCAUCUACAGUACCUUCCAUCUACAGUACCUUCCAUCUACAGUACCUUCCAUCUACAGUACCUUCUAUCUACUGUACCUUCUAUCUACUGUACCUUACCUUCCAUCUACAGUACCUUCUAUCUACUGUACCUUCUACUGUACCUUCUAUCUACUGUACCUUCUAUCUACUGUACCUUCUAUCUACUGUACCUUCUAUCUACUGUACCUUCUAUCUACAGUACAUUACCUUCCAUCUACAGUACCUUCCAUCUACAGUACCUUCCAUCUACUGUACCUUCUAUCUACUGUACCUUCUAUCUACAGUACCUUCCAUCUACUGUACCUUCUAUCUACUGUACCUUCUAUCUACUGUACCUUCUAUCUACUGUACCUUCUAUCUACUGUACCUUUUAUCUACAGUACAUUACCUUCCAUCUACAGUACCUUCCAUCUACAGUACCUUCCAUCUACUGUACCUUCUAUCUACUGUACCUUCUAUCUACAGUACCUUCCAUCUACUGUACCUUCUAUCUACUGUACCUUCUAUCUACUGUACCUUCUAUCUACUGUACCUUCUAUCUACAGUACAUUACCUUCCAUCUACAGUACCUUCCAUCUACAGUACCUUCCAUCUACUGUACCUUCCAUCUACUGUACCUUCCAUCUACAGUACCUUCCAUCUACUGUACCUUCUAUCUACUGUACCUUCUAUCUACUGUACCUUCUAUCUACUGUACCUUCUAUCUAAUGUACCUUCUCUACUGUACCUUCUAUCUACUGUACCUUCUAUCUACAGUACAUUACCUUCCAUCUACAGUACCUUCCAUCUACAGUAUCUUCCAUCUACAGUACCUUCCAUCUACAGUACCUUCCAUCUACAGUACCUUCCAUCUACAGUACCUUCCAUCUACUGUACCUUCUAUCUACUGUACCUUCUAUCUACUGUACCUUACCUUCCAUCUACAGUACCUUCUAUCUACUGUACCUUCUACUGUACCUUCUAUCUAAUGUACCUUCUAUCUACUGUACCUUCUAUCUACUGUACCUUCUAUCUACUGUACCUUCUAUCUACAGUACAUUACCUUCCAUCUACAGUACCUUCCAUCUACAGUACCUUCCAUCUACUGUACCUUCUAUCUACUGUACCUUCUAUCUACUGUACCUUCUAUCUACUGUACCUUCUAUCUACUGUACCUUCUAUCUACAGUACAUUACCUUCUAUCUACAGUACAUUUCCUUCCAUCUACAGUACCUUCUAUCUACUGUACCUUCUACUGUACCUUCUAUCUACAGUACAUUACCUUCUAUCUACAGUACAGUACCUUCCAUCUACAGUACCUUCCAUCUACAGUACCUUCUAUCUACUGUACCUUCUAUCUACAGUACCUUCUAUAUACAGUACUUUCUAUCUACUGUACCUUUUUACAGUACAGUACCUUCUAUCUACAGUACAUUACCUUCUAUCUACAGUACCUUCUAUCCACAGUACUUUCUAUCUACUGUACCUUUUUACAGUAGUGCCUUCUAUCUACAGUACAGUACCUUCUAUCUACAGUACCUUUCUACAGUACAGUACCUUCUAUCUACAGUACCUUUCUACAGUACCUUCUAUCUACAGUACAGUACCUUCUAUCCACAGUACCUUCUAUCUACUGUACCUUUCUACAGGACAGUACCUUCUAUCUACUGUAACAGUACCUUCUAUCCACAGUGCCUUCUAUCUACAGUACAGUGCCUUCUAUCUACAGUACAGUGCCUUCUAUCUACAGUACAGUGCCUUCUAUCUACAGUACAGUGCCUUCUAUCUACAGUACAGUGCCUUCUAUCUACAGUACAGUGCCUUGUGAUAGAAGGCACUACAGUACAGUGCCUUCUAUCUACAGUACAGUGCCUUCUAUCUACAGUACAGUGCCUUCUAUCUACAGUACAGUGCCUUCUAUCUACAGUACAGUGCCUUCUAUCUACAGUACCUUCAUAUUAUACAGUACAGUGCCUUCUAUCUACAGUACCUUCAUAUUAUACAGUACAGUACCUUCUAUCUACAGUACCUUCGAAUUAUACAGUACAGUACCUUCAGAAAGUAUUCACACCCCUUGACUUUUACCACAUUUUGUUGUGUUGCAAAGUGGGAUUAAAAUGGAUUGAAUUGCCUUUUUUGUUGUUGUAAACGAUCUAUACAAAAUACUCAAAUAAAAUUAUGGAAAAUUAAACACUAAUGUAUAUUGACUAGAUAAGUAUUCAACAUCCUGAGUCAACACGUUACAAUCACCUUUGGCAGCAAUUAAAGCAGUGAGUCUUUCUGGGUAAAUUGGUAAAGCUUUGCACGUCUGGAUUGUACAAUAUUUUUCCAUUAUACUUCCAAAGAUUCUUCAUGUGUUGUUAAUCAUUGCUAGACUGCCAUUUUCAAGUCUUGCCAUAGAUUUUCAUGUAAGUCAAAACUGUAACUAGGCCACUCAGUAACAUUCAAUGUGCUCUUGGUAAGCAACUCCAGUGUAUAUUUGCAGACUGAACCAAGUUUUCCUCUAGGAUUUUGCCGGGGGCUUAGCUCUAUUACGUUUCUUUUUAUCCUGAAAAACUCCUUAGUCCUUGCCGAUGACAAGCAUAUCCAUAACAUCAUGCAGCCACCACCAUGCUUGAAAAUAUGAAGAGUGGUACUCAGUGUUGUGUUGGAUUUGCCCCGAACAUAAUUUCUGUGCCACAUUUUUUUUUUUGCAGUAUUGCUUUAUUGCCUUGUUUGCCAACAGGAUGCAUGUUUUGGAAAAUGUUUAUUCUGUACAGGUUUCCUUCUUUUCAUUCUGUCAGUUAGGUUAGUAUUGUGGAGUAACUACAAAGUUGUUAAUCCAUCCUCAGUUUUCUCUAAUCCCAGUCAUUAAACUCUGUAACUGUUUUAAAGUCACCAUUGGCCUCAUGGUGAAAUCCCUGAACGGUUUCCUUCCUCUCUGGCAACUGAGUCCCAAAUGGCAUCCUAUUCCCUUUAUAAAGUAAGUAGCCUUGUCUGAACCAGAUUGUCCCAUAGGGCAGGAGCCUGUCUCCUGUUUCUGUAGCGUGAGGCAGCUUGAUGUACAACUCCACCCCCUGGAAAGGACGCUAGCCUAUCGCAGGGCCCAUAGCCCAAAGUAACGCACAAUAGACUGCCAUUUGGGGCUCAUUGUUAUUCCUGGUUUAUUCAUGCACUGGAAAUUAUUUUCUGUGUAUAAGAAGGAUUUCAUCUAUUGUGCUUAAACCAUGUAUUUAGUGUGACUUGAUUUGCCAUUCACAUCUCAGUAAAUGUACUGUAUGUUUGUAGAGAUGGAUCAGAUGCCUUUUUAUACUGAUGUACUUAAAACUGCAAUAAAGUAUACAUUUGGUAUGAGAACA
Molecule: messenger RNA, 7134 nt
Organism: Oncorhynchus masou masou (cherry salmon)
Lineage: Eukaryota; Metazoa; Chordata; Actinopteri; Salmoniformes; Salmonidae
Gene: pgghg
Product: protein-glucosylgalactosylhydroxylysine glucosidase
Exons: 14
Coding region: 177-2291 (704 amino acids)
Biological process (GO): carbohydrate metabolic process
Cellular component (GO): cytosol
Molecular function (GO): protein-glucosylgalactosylhydroxylysine glucosidase activity
Source: RefSeq, a predicted model, not a curated record